UGACUCACACCAUACGAAAACACAAAAGAAUCUUCAGGAGGUGCCAGACGCCUCAGUGAGUAAGACGGCGCAGGUUAGCCUGCAGCUGCCGGAAACCGCCGCAGGCAUCGUGCCAGAGACUGCCAGAGCACUCGAAUGGAUCCUGCUGGCAGUCGUGACAGAGGGCCGGGAAAAAGUCGAAGCUCGGGAGCAAUUUGCGGAAGGCAAGGUAGUCAACAAGCUGGCUGUUUUGAGUGGCUCAGACACGGGUUCUGGAUUAACGGAUAAGCUAUCAGAACGCUUUUGUCCACAUUUAUCGAAUAGCACCCAGCUUAGCGCCUGUCGAAGAGAUAAAUUUGAAAUGAUGGAGCAGGCGAAAAAACACGGUAUCCGUGUACCUGAUACGCUAAAAGCUAAUUCCGUUGAUGACAUCUUAAACUGGGUAAGAAAAAAGCAUCUCUUACCACAAAGAGUGAUUAUUAAGCCACUGAAUAGUACAGGGGGCGACGGGGUCAAGGACUGUUUCAACGAGGAUGAAAUCAUAAGAAAAUCCUUGGGAAGACCAAUACUCUUGGCUUUUGUUAAAGGAAAACAUGUCAUAACAGCUAUUUGGGAGCGAAAUAAAGAAGGACAGGAUGUUACCCCCGCUGGAGAAUACCAACAGAAACUAGCCCAGUUUGCAUUCCGAGUACUAGAUGCAGUUGGCGUGAAGCAUGGCCCAGCCUAUACGGAAUUCUUCCUAACUGACGGAGAGGGCUACCUCAUUGAGACCUGUACCCGGAAUCGUGGUGGCGUGGUUACUCAAACUAGUCGUGCAGCUACCGGAAGUAGCCAGAUAGAUUGGAUGCUGAAUGCUAUUAACGACGACAUAACUAUUGACGCCAAUAGAAUUGGCUACACACUUAAACAGCCUACGUGGGACGUCUAUGUGAUAGUGCGUUCUGAAGGGCAAGUGACGGAGCAGGAUAUCGAGGCGAUCACAGAGGACUUACUGAGCGUCCCUGCACAGAUCAUUCUUUCCCACAUGAAUGAGGAGCAAAUAAAAAGGGAUUACGAGGUAAUUCGGAAACUGGAAGAACAAGGCUUGUUUAAUAGGAGAUGA
Acaulospora morrowiae is the source of this 1081-nucleotide messenger RNA. Lineage: Eukaryota; Fungi; Glomeromycota; Glomeromycetes; Diversisporales; Acaulosporaceae. The record is from the annotation of a GenBank genome assembly.